AUACUGCCUGUUUUUGAGCCGUUUUCUGUUGUUGUUGUUGUUGCUUGUUUUCUCCACUUGCAGGGCCGACACGGGCGGGGCAGCGUCUUCGUGUGGGCGUCGGGGAACGGCGGGAUCCACCGCGACCACUGUGGAGCCGAUGGCUACGUCAACUCUGUGUACAGCAUCGCUGUGGGAGCUGUCACUCACACCGGGGAGCCCGCCUUCUAUGGAGAACCCUGCCCCGCCAUCAUGGCGGUCACGCCCACUGGAGCCAACCCGGACGGAUCUCUGCCGCUGGUGACCGUGUCGAACCUGGAGGAUGGCUGUCAGACCCGGUUUCCAGGGACGUCCAGUGCAGCACCCUAUGCUGCUGGUAUACUGGCUCUAGUCUUGGAGGCCAAUCCUGAGAUGACAUGGAGGGACCCUCCAACACCUCAUCGCCAGGACCGCCAGGAUCCCUGAUCCCUCGGAGCCAGGGUGGAUGAUCAAUGGAGCCGGCUACCACGUGCACCACAGGUACCUCGCUGCGCCGACACUCCUCCCCCCACUCCUCCAACCCCCUUCCACCCCUGCGGAGAUGGGUGUCAUGAAUGUUGACACGCCCAUUCACGCUUGGUUGGUGCCAUCGUAGGGCCAGGGGGCCUUGGCCCUCCCUGGGAAGGGAACACAUGAGGGAUUACAUCAAAGCCCACCAUGAGGCCGUGUUGGUUUUUAAAUGGCACUCGCUUCAACACAAAC
Messenger RNA from Gadus macrocephalus (Pacific cod), 720 nucleotides. Its product is annotated as endoprotease bli-like. Gene Ontology annotation, biological process: peptide hormone processing. The annotation marks the transcript as partial. The transcript is spliced from 3 exons. NCBI's taxonomy places the organism in Eukaryota, Metazoa, Chordata, Actinopteri, Gadiformes, Gadidae. Gene Ontology annotation, molecular function: serine-type endopeptidase activity. The record is from RefSeq and is a predicted model, not a curated record. Gene Ontology annotation, cellular component: Golgi membrane; trans-Golgi network.